Molecule: messenger RNA, 732 nt
Organism: Cloeon dipterum
Lineage: Eukaryota; Metazoa; Arthropoda; Insecta; Ephemeroptera; Baetidae
Product: protein dj-1beta-like
Exons: 4
Coding region: 70-675 (201 amino acids)
Biological process (GO): response to oxidative stress; glyoxal metabolic process; glycolate biosynthetic process
Cellular component (GO): cytoplasm; nucleus; mitochondrion
Source: RefSeq, a predicted model, not a curated record
AUUAAAACUCUUCUUUCUCGUGAAAUUUUAGCCUGUGUGAUUUUUCAACUAGAAAAAGCUAGAGCAAAAAUGACCGCCAUAAAGACAUUGCUUUUGCUCGUUCAUGGCGGCGAAGAUAUGGAGAUUUUCCAAACCGUAGACACCUUGAGAAAGGCUCGACGAUUUGAGGUGACCGUGGCUGGCGUGAUCGGUCCUGAGACAGUCAAAACCUCAGCUGACAUCAACUGCACGCCCGACGAAAGCCUGGACGACGCCCUGAAAAAGGGUCCGUACGACCUGGUCGUCCUGCCAGGUGGAUUGUACGGAGCUCCAGUCCUUGCAGCGUCAGAGAAAGUCGGCGCCCUGGUCCGCGAGCAGGAGGCGGCGGGUCGCGUGAUCGCAUCUAUCUGCGGCGGGGGCUGGGCCUUGAUGAAGCACGGUGCCGUUAGGGGUAAGAGGAUCACUUCGUUCCCCUACUUCAGGAACCUGAUGCGCCAGAUGGACGUUAACAACGAGUGGAAAAUCAUCGACGACGAGCGCGUCGUCAAAGAUGGAAACUUUAUUUCGAGCCAAGGGCCAGGAACAUCAGCGGAAUUCGCGUUCGCCAUCGUGGAGCACUUUUUAGGUCGCGAACAGGCCGAAAUUCUGGCUGCCUUCUACCUGUACAACAGGGAUGCCGUAAUGCCGCAGAAGUAGCCAUUAUCCACGUUGUAAUUGAAUAAAUAUUUUGACUUUAAUACAAAAUUGCUUAUA